GGCGAGAGAGGUAGAGAGACAUAGAGAUAGAAGGAGAGAGAGAGAGGGUAAUGUGCAGUGGAGCGUCAGGAGGGUUGAGCAGAGAGAGAAAGAGUGAGCAAGCGGGCGAGCGGAGGAGGAACAAGGGAUGACAGAGAGGGCGAACGAUAAACGUCCUCUCUUUUUUCUUUUUUUUCGUGGGAUUUAUUCGCUCUUUAUUGUUUUCUCUUCAUCUAACGAAGGAUUCUUGUCUACAUCAGCCUCUCUCUCUCUCCCUCUCUCUCUCUCGCUCGCUCGCUCUCCCUCUCUGGACGAACGAGGGAUGACAGAGUGAUGUGCUGAGCUGUCAGUCAUGUCUGCGGCUCUCUGCUUCGUUAAGGCGUGCAGGAAACGGCAGCUAACGAGCUUAACGAGUGUGUGCUGAGAGCGCUCCUCUCCGUUUGGUUAAUUAUUCAUCCGUCACUCCAUCCGUCUUUAUGUAACAGAGAGAGAGAGACGGGCAGAGAGAGAGAGAGAGACGGGAGGUGAGACAGGCGGAGAGUGAUGUUUGUGUCCGUGUGGUACGCCAAGAAGAUGGGAAGAAGAUUCAUCAACAACGUGCGAAAGGCCAAGAGACACAGGCAGAGGAUGAUGGAUGGACGAUCACAUCAGGCUCACACCUCAGUGAGACAGGAUGCAGGUGCACAGAUGAACGGAUCAGAGGGAGAGCUGGAGUACGAAGAGAUCACACUGGAGAGGGGGAACUCUGGACUGGGCUUCAGUAUUGCAGGAGGGACAGAUAAUCCUCACAUCGGAGACGACCCGUCCAUCUUUAUCACCAAGAUCAUCCCCGGAGGAGCAGCCGCUCAGGACGGCCGCCUCAGGGUGAACGACAGCAUCGUAUUCGUUAACGAUGUGGAUGUACGUGAGGUCACUCACUCGAUUGCCGUUGAGGCGCUGAAGGAGGCGGGGCCUGUCGUCAGGCUGUAUGUCCUGCGGCGACGCCCACCAAACGAACGCAUCACGCAGAUCAAGCUGAUGAAAGGACCGAAAGGUCUGGGCUUCAGUAUAGCGGGCGGCAUGGGGAACCAACACGUUCCUGGAGACAACAGCAUCUACGUGACGAAGAUCAUCGAGGGCGGGGCGGCACACCGAGACGGACGGCUACAGAUCGGGGACAAAAUACUGGCUGUGAACCACAUGUCUCUGGAGGACGUCAUGCACGAAGACGCCGUGUCCACCCUGAAGAACACGGGAGAGGUGGUCUACCUGAAGGUGGCCACGCCCACCACGCAGUACAUCCACUCUGUUGAUCGGUACAGCCCCCCCGACCUGACCAGCUCCUACAUGGAGCCGGACUACAUGUGCGAUUACCCACAAGCCCUCCCUCCUCCGUCACCACGCCGGUACUCUCCUAUCCCCCGCGGCAUGAUGGGAGAGGACGAGUACUCCCGGGAGCCCCGCAGGGUGUGCGUGCAGCGCGGCUCCACCGGUCUGGGCUUCAACAUCGUGGGCGGCGAGGACGGAGAGGGGAUCUUCAUCUCCUUCAUCCUCGCAGGAGGACCGGCUGACCUGAGCGGGGAGCUCCGCAAGGGGGACCAGAUCCUCAGUGUGAACGGUGUGGAUCUCAGGUAUGCAACACAUGAACAGGCUGCAGCAGCUCUGAAGAAUGCGGGACAGACGGUUACCAUAGUAGCACAGUACAGACCUGAAGAGUACAGCCGGUUUGAAGCAAAGAUCCACGACCUGAGGGAGCAGAUGAUGAACAGCUCAUCAGGGAGUCUGCGAGCUAACCGCAGCUUCUACAUCAGGGCUCUGUUUGACUAUGACAAGCAGUGGGACUGCGGCGUCCUAUCACAGGCUCUGGACUUUAACUUUGGGGAGGUUCUUCACGUGAUGGACAGCUCUGACGACGAAUGGUGGCAGGCCAGACGGAUCAACCAGCAGGGGGAGCUAGAGGAGCUGGGAUACAUCCCAUCCAAACACAGAGUGGAGAGGAAGGAGUGGUCCCGCAUGAAGAGCAAAGGUAGAGAAGGUUUCGUGCACAGCUACGAGCUCAUCACUCAGAUUGAAGGUGAGUGUUCAUGAUGAUACAUCACACCA
Labrus mixtus (cuckoo wrasse) is the source of this 2061-nucleotide messenger RNA. Its product is annotated as disks large homolog 4-like. The transcript has 13 exons. NCBI's taxonomy places the organism in Eukaryota, Metazoa, Chordata, Actinopteri, Labriformes, Labridae. Gene Ontology annotation, biological process: AMPA glutamate receptor clustering; postsynaptic neurotransmitter receptor diffusion trapping; chemical synaptic transmission. Gene Ontology annotation, molecular function: protein binding. The record is from RefSeq and is a predicted model, not a curated record. The coding region runs from base 523 to 2046 and encodes 507 amino acids. Gene Ontology annotation, cellular component: neuron projection; neuromuscular junction; postsynaptic density membrane.